AUGGAUCCAGCACUUGUGAAACUGUCUCCAUUGGUCUUUGGCUUGAUGCUGCUGCUGACACUGCACCAAAGCCACUCUUCUGCUGACAGCUUGAGGGACGCUCUGGACGACUGUUUGAAGGACAAUGACUAUGAUAAACUGAUGGGCAUUGCCAAAAAUGGCCUCCCAAAGAUACAAAAACGUCAUCAUGUUGCUAUUGUUGGAGCUGGUAUGGCUGGACUGACAGCAGCAAAACUACUGCGAGAUGCAGGACAUAAGGUCACCAUAAUAGAGGCCAGCGAACGUGUUGGUGGACGAGUGGAAACAUACAGGAAUUAUGAGGAGGGCUGGCAUGCAGAAAUUGGGGCCAUGAGGAUCCCAAGUUUUCACUCCAUUGUCCUUACCUUUGCUAAAAAGCUGGGCGUGGAGCUCAGGGACUUCAUCAUGGAUGACAAUAACACAUAUUACAUGGUUAAUGGCGUGAAGAGAAGGAAUUAUGAAGUGAAAGAAAAUCCUGACAUUCUCAAAUAUGACGUGAACGAGAAUGAGAGAGGGAAGUCAGCCGAAAAACUGCUACUACAAAGUCUGCAUGAGGUUGAGAAGGAAAUUAAUGAAUCUGGCUGUGAGAGGGCACUACAGAAAUAUGACCAUUAUUCUGUAAAGGAGUAUCUGAAGGUGGUAGCAGGUCUGAGCCAUGAAGCCAUCAGGAUGAUUGGUGAUCUCCUUAAUGAGCAGAGCCUCAUGUAUACUGCUCUGAGUGAGAUGCUCUAUGACCAAUCAGACGUCAAUGACACCACCAAGUACUAUGAGAUGACUAAUGGGACUGACUGUCUACCUAAUGCUUUCGCUCAAAGUCUCAAAGACAUCAUACUUCUGAAGUCUAAGGUUCGGCGUAUCAUCCAAUCAGAGGGUGGUGUCACUGUACAAUACCAGAAAGAUCAGGUCUUUCCUUUGAAGAUCCAAUCUGAUGCUGUCCUGGUCACAACCACAACCAAAGCAGUUCUUUUCAUGGACUUUGAGCCACCUCUUUCCAUAAAAAAGAUGGUGGCCUUGAGGACAGUCCACUACGACAGCGCCACCAGAAUUACCCUUACGUUCAGUGAGAAGUUCUGGGAGAAAGAUGGGAUCAAAGGAGGAAAGAGCAUCACAGACCGACCCUCUCGUUUCAUCUACUACCAGAGCCACAGCUUCCCAAAAAACGACACCAUCGGUGUCAUCCUGGCCUCCUACACCUGGUCUGAUGAUUCCCUCCUCUUCCUUGGUGCCAGUGAUGAAGAGCUGAAGGAGGUGCUUCUGAGAGAUUUGGCUGAGAUCCAUGGUGAGCAUGUCCGCUCUCUCUGUACUGGUAUAAUGGUGAAGAAGUGGAGUCAGGAUCCAUACAGCCUUGGGGCCUUUGCUCUCUUCACACCUUAUCAGCACUUGGAGUACGCUGACGAGCUCUUCAAGAGGGAAGGCAGGGUUCAUUUUGCUGGUGAGCACACAGCCUUCCCUCAUGGUUGGAUCGAAGCAUCUAUGAAAUCUGCAAUCAGGGCAGCUGCAAAUAUUAAUGCGGAGGCACUAAUGGGUUCUGAGACAAAUGAGGAGCGAGACGAGCUCUAA
Girardinichthys multiradiatus is the source of this 1578-nucleotide messenger RNA. RefSeq names its product L-amino-acid oxidase-like. Lineage: Eukaryota; Metazoa; Chordata; Actinopteri; Cyprinodontiformes; Goodeidae. Gene Ontology annotation, molecular function: polyamine oxidase activity; L-amino-acid oxidase activity. The record is from RefSeq and is a predicted model, not a curated record. Gene Ontology annotation, biological process: amino acid catabolic process. Bases 1 to 1578 code for a protein of 525 amino acids. The transcript is spliced from 7 exons.